Molecule: messenger RNA, 1026 nt
Organism: Plasmopara halstedii
Lineage: Eukaryota; Oomycota; Peronosporomycetes; Peronosporales; Peronosporaceae
Product: tkl protein kinase
Exons: 3
Coding region: 1-1026 (341 amino acids)
Biological process (GO): protein phosphorylation
Molecular function (GO): protein kinase activity; ATP binding
Source: RefSeq, a predicted model, not a curated record
AUGUCGCUUGUCAAUACGGCAGGUUCGGCUGAUCAAAUGCAAUCGCAGACAUUUACACCAACAGGUAGGACAUCCACUCCGACUUCUCAGACACCAUCGACGGAGACGAACGCAGGAACGUCAUCACCUCCAUCUGCACCGGUAACAAUUACAAUACCAUCAAAUUCAGGACUUACAUCUUCGUCUACUGCAAUCACAUCUGUACCUGGAAAGAGAACAACAAAUACCGUUUUACAAGUAACUCCUUCAGAAUCGACUUCAAAUACUAAUGGUAUCACUGAUACUUCAGCGCGAGGGCCACCUACUGCGAAUGCAAAUUCAACAGCAACGGUCAUCAUUAAUGUGAAUUCUGGCUCUGGUGAUAAUGAUUCAUCGUCCGGAGUUACCCUUGUGGAUGUUGGUGACAAAGGCAUCGGUGUCGGUCCCAUUAUCGGAAUUGUUUUCGGGACAGUUCUUCUAGUCCUUUUGAUCGUAGGGUUUGCCUUCUAUCUAUAUCGCCGGCGCAAACAAAUGCCACGAUCGCCGUCGUUCGACGCUUCGUACACUCUUGCUCCAAACGCUCUCCCCGCCGCAAUUAUGUGGAAUACUCAUGCACCAUCGUCUGAUAUAGAGGAUCAAAGUGAUACUAACUUAGAUAGGACAGUCGAUCUCGAUAGUACGGGAAACCUCGACUCGACUUUGCGUGCAGAGCCAAUAAACAAAAGCAAUUCAAGUUUAUGGGAAGAUGAAACGAUUUUGGCAGCUCGUAUUCCUAUGGAAAAGCUUGUAUGUAUGGAAGUUCUUAAUGAAGGUGGACAUGGCGUAGUCUAUCACGGUCAAUAUCGCGGCGAGCGCGUUGCUAUCAAAAUGCUAUUGCUUGAUAAGAGGAAGGAUAUGGGCCAGAUUAAUAUGUUUCUCGCAGAAAUUAAAAUGAUGGCAACUAUUGAACAUCCUCGAAUCGUCCGCUUUAUUGGUGUCGCCUGGGACGCACUCAGUGAUCUCUGCGCUGUGUCUGAAUACAUGCCUAGUGCGUUUUCAUCGCAUUGA